Molecule: messenger RNA, 336 nt
Organism: Microthlaspi erraticum
Lineage: Eukaryota; Viridiplantae; Streptophyta; Magnoliopsida; Brassicales; Brassicaceae
Source: the annotation of a GenBank genome assembly
AUGGCCAAGCUCGAGAAGUCUCGUGAGAAACCCACCAAGCUUAUCACUUUCAUUGGUGGCAUGAGCACCAUGACCACCAUUGUCUCUAUUCCAGGUGGUCUAGACGCCAAUGGCCAUAUCCGCUUUUGGGACCAAUACACGUUCUACGCCUUUUUGCAGAGACGACUUUCCUUCUCUUUGUGGCGAAUCACUGUCUCAUUUCCAGUGAGCCUGAUGAAUCUCUCACCCAAGCCGAGAAGAUCAAGUCAGUGCAAUCAACACUCGUCACUUCUCAAGUCAUUCUCUGGAUCACCGCCGCCAGUGCUCUUUCGACCUACAUCUCUGCAUUUCUCUUAG